This is a messenger RNA of Electrophorus electricus (electric eel), 3141 nucleotides long. It is a transcript of the gene adpgk2, whose product is annotated as ADP-dependent glucokinase 2. Gene Ontology annotation, biological process: glucose metabolic process. Lineage: Eukaryota; Metazoa; Chordata; Actinopteri; Gymnotiformes; Gymnotidae. The record is from RefSeq and is a predicted model, not a curated record. Gene Ontology annotation, molecular function: ADP-specific glucokinase activity. Gene Ontology annotation, cellular component: endoplasmic reticulum.
UUCGCUUGUUGCAUACACGUCCACUCACUAUUUCUGCGUUACUAUCAUAUCUCUUGAGGCCAGUAGUCGCAUUAACGUCUGGCUAAUAGGGGCGUUAAGUGAAAUGGCCAUUGAGCUGCGCUCUGGUUUCAAAUAUGGGACCGUUUUAUCCAUUGCCGUGGUUCUGUUUGCCUACUGGUUCCGACUGCCUCGUUCAGUACUGGAUGAAAGGCUGGACGCCGUGCUGUCCUCUCUGCUUCGUGCUGAACGUAAAGUGGGCAUAAACGAUGUCGCCCGACCAAGAGUGGCCGUAGGCUUUGGUGGCUGUGUGGACAUCAUCGUGGAUGGCGUGACCCUGCUGAACGCGGUCGGUCUGCAGCCAGCUGGGCGACCCCUGCACCAUGACUACGUUGAGAAUGCAGAGCAGCUGGCCCAGAGCUUCGCCUACUUUUUUGCUCCGGGAGCAGCUUCAGAGAGGUUCGUGCUGAACGACACACUCUUCAGUCAGCUGGUGGAGGCCUCUCGAGAGUUGCCGGGUAACCGCUGGUCGAUAGGGGGCAACGCACCUGUGAUGGCCAGCAGGAUGGCUGGUGAAGGCUGCAGUGUGCUGCUUGGGGGAAGCUUCAGCACAGACUUUAAUGACGUCCUCUCGCAGCACAUUACGGUGGCAGGUAACACAGUGGAAGAGCCAGACAUCCACCUGAUACUGGAGUACCCAGCUGGGGCCACUUGGGGGCAGUACACCUCCCGAAGGGCUAACAGGUACAUAAUCCACAGUGACGACCACAACCCCUACUUGGACUCGAUGGAGGAGUUUGAGAAGAGACUGCAGACUUUUAAGCCAGACUUGCUUGUGGUGGGAGGUCUUCAGAUGAUGGACAACUUCCCCUUUAAACAAGGCCAGCGCGAGGCUUUGCUGAGUCACCUGGCAAGGAUGCUGUCCUCCGCCGCCCCUCAGACCAGUGUCCAUUUUGAAAUGGCCAGCUUUGUGGACGAGGACCUGCUGUGGGAUCUGCUGCGCUUCGUGUUCCCCCAUGCAGACUCGCUGGGCAUGAACGAGCAGGAGCUGCCUAAUCUUCUCAGCCUGUUCCGCGGCACCAACGUGACUGUGCUGUCCGACCCCAACCCACGCGUGGCGACCGUCCUGGACCAGAUGCGUGAGCUGUACCGCCUGGUGAACCGACGGCAGCAGGCGGCCGGUGCGGGUCGUCCCCUCUCCAGACUCCACGUGCACACGCUGGCCUUCCAGGCCAUAAUUGUCACGCGCGGCUCCCAGUGGAAGAACACUAUGUCGGCCACAGCCAAGGCCUCGCUCACGGCCAACCGGCAUGUGUGUGGCUCAGCGGACAUCGACCCCAGCAAGGCCCGCCUCCUCAUGGACGAGUCAUUCUCGGUGAGCAGGAGGGAGGGGAGCCAGAGGAUUCCCCUUCAGGAGACCCGGCCCGUGUCCUGCUGGCUGGAAGACGACUACGAGAUCUGUGUGGCGCCGGUGCUCGUGUGUACGGAAGUGUAUCAGACCGCUGGAGGAGGAGACAACAUCUCUGCCGCUGGCCUUGUUCUGCAGAUCUGAGCUGUCUUGCCAACGCAGAGUCCAAACUGCAUCCGUAUCAGUGACCCUAUCACACGAAGGCUUUUGUUUUUAUGCUUCAAAAUUGGGUUUAGAAAUUAAAAAUCAAGUACGUCUUUUUGUCAUAUAAGGACAUAUAAAACUUUCAAAUGUUGCAUGUAGUUUUUGCACAUCUAGGGCCAGUCAGUUGUAGCCACUCACUAAGAUACUUGAAUCUGUUCAAUGCUGGUUUGAAACCCAAAUAUAGAUGAGCUCAUUCCACCUCAUAUUGUCAUGAAAAUGUUCUCCCCUAUAUUCUUUUCUGUUUUUCUUCUUUCUCUUAUGCUAACUCUGUUGGAACAUAGAUAUUUGUUGUUUUGGUCCAUUCCAUUUUUCUUGGCGUUUCAUGUAUUACAUCUCCUUUUCUAUUACUUUAACUAUUUUUUUAUGAUGACAUGAUGGGGAUUUGCAUGUUUUUAUUUCUCAUCAUUUUAUAAUUUUAUUUCUAAUUAAUUAUGCAUUAAAGAUAAUGCAUUUUAGCACAGCAUCUGUAGCAUUAUCUUUUCUCUGUUUGGACUUUCUCAUUUCCUGCAGUUUUUCCUGGGCUUUUUAAAAUUUGAAAUAUGACCAAAAAAAAGCCACCCAACUGUCAUUUUAGUUCAUGCACAUGUGUGGGCUUGUGGGCUUGAGUGCUUGUGAAGGAGAUCUUGUAAUGAGGUUUUCCUGUCAAACAAAGGGCAUCACUGGUGUAUAACAAGCAUGUCUGGUUCUUGAGCUCUCAUGCACAUGCAUCUCACACUCUGUGCUUGGCAGCUGCAGUACUAACCCACUAAUCCAUUAUCGACCUACCUCCUGUGCCUUUGGUAGAAUACAUUGGGUGCUUGAUCUUGACCAUAUCUAUUGAUGGCUACAUUUAAUUAAAGUAUUUACUUGAGGUAGGGUUCUGUGGGACCUGGGAUGGAGGUGUUUCUUGCUGCUACCCUCCUUUUGCAGGUCGCAGCUGAGCGAUGGUGGAGAAAGUUGAGGGUGUGCGCCCUUGGCUGAGCCAUGGGAGCGAGGGCCUGCAGAAAGCUGCACCUCUGGGACUAGCUGAGCCUGGCUUCUUGGGGUCCAUGUCGCUUGAGUGAGAAAGCAACUGAGCUGCCAGGGUGGGGAAGAGCAGUCGCGCCAGCAGCACUGGCAGUACAGCCCGAUGCAACGAGGAGUUGAGACAGAAACAGUGAUUGACCGUCGGGUCAGAAGAAGGCAUAUUUAAUAUUAAACAUGAGAGCAAUGGCAGUAUUGACUUUUCUUGUGAUCUAUAUGCAUAUUUCUAUAUACAUAAUUUCUAUACAGAAUUAUGUGAGUUUGAGAGAAUGCACAUAUAAUGAUUGAAAGGUUUUUGAAUGAAUAGUAGCAUAGCACUGAGCCAUAAGUUGAUGGAAUUAAUAUGUCUGUUAUGUUAUAGUGUGUCAUGCUGAAAGUGAAUUUUAAUUAACUGCCUUUUUAAACCUGGUUCGACUGGUUUGUAUCUCUGAAACAAGUUUUGUGAAUGAAAAACUCUUGUUUGGAAAAGUUUUGCUUGUGCAUGACUUUUCAUAAUAUAUAUGUAAUAAAAACAUACAUUCCGUUUCUGA